Messenger RNA from Prosopis cineraria, 912 nucleotides. RefSeq names its product short-chain dehydrogenase reductase 4-like. The record is from RefSeq and is a predicted model, not a curated record. Bases 1 to 786 code for a protein of 261 amino acids. The transcript has 2 exons. NCBI's taxonomy places the organism in Eukaryota, Viridiplantae, Streptophyta, Magnoliopsida, Fabales, Fabaceae.
AUGUCGACCAAGCAAAGGUUGGAGGGUAAGGUGGCUAUAGUGACAGGAGGAGCCAGUGUACUCGGAGCAGAGUCAGUGAAAUUAUUCGCCGAAAACGGAGCAUCAGUGAUUAUAGCUGACGUCCAGGAUGAACUGGGUCGCCAACUUACAGCUUCAUUAUCCCCACAUCAAGUCUGUGAUGUCAGAGACGAGGAACAGGCGGAGCAAACUAUAGCUUUCGCCGUCCACAAAUACGGCCGCCUCGAUGUCAUGUUUAGUAAUGCCGGAAUCGAUGGCUCCGCCUCUGGCACAUUCGACCUCGACCUCAACGCAUUUGGUAAUACCUUGGCCGUCAACGUUCGCGGUGUGGCUGCCACCAUCAAGCACGCCGCUCGAUCCAUGGUGGCAGCAAAUUACACCCGUGGCUCCAUAAUCUGCACGGCCAGCGUGGCUGGUUCUGUCGCCGGAUGUGGGCCCCAUGCUUACACCACGUCCAAGCAUGCUCUUGUGGGCCUUGUCCGCUCUGCUUGCGGCGAGCUCGGGACUUAUGGGAUCAGAGUGAUUUGCGUGUCGCCAUGUGCUGUGGCGACACCUCUUGCGUGCCGAUUUAUAAACAGGGGAGCAGAUGAAGUUGAGGCCAUAGGCAUGUCUAUGGCCAAUAUGAAGGGAAUUCCACUGAAGGGUACCCAUAUUGCUGAAGCUGCCCUCUUUCUCGCCUCUGAUGAAUCUGUUUAUAUCAGUGGGCAUGAUUUGGUGGUCGACGGAGGCUUCACUGCCGUUAAUCGUCUUUCUUUCCCUCGCGAGUAAAAGCAUUUGGAACUGUUUGGUUUAUCUUCACGUGCAUGUGGGCCCACUGUAUCAUUGUCAGUUACCAUGUUCUGUAAGCUUGUAUAUCGACCGCUAGGUUAUUAAAUGGGUUCGGUUUUGGCACCA